Molecule: messenger RNA, 2158 nt
Organism: Leptonychotes weddellii (Weddell seal)
Lineage: Eukaryota; Metazoa; Chordata; Mammalia; Carnivora; Phocidae
Source: RefSeq, a predicted model, not a curated record
AUGUCUGAGGGCUUCCUGAGGCUUUAUGCACCAGGCCUGUUCUACCUGAGGCCUGCUUGGCCAGCCCACGUGUUUUCUGGGGAAGAUCAGGCACCCCAGGACUCCCCCAGCGCCCCUUUGGCAGCCCCUGGGUCCCAUGACCCCUCCAUACCACCCCUCCGCCCCAUCCUGAAGAGGACAGCUGGUCUGGGCUUCUGUGUCGUCUACCUCUUCUUCAUCACCAGCCUCGUCUUCCCCGCCAUCUCCACCAACAUCGAGUCCCUCGACAAGGGCUCGGGCUCGCCGUGGACCACCAAGUUCUUCGUCCCCCUCACCACCUUCCUCCUGUUUAACUUUGCCGACCUGUGUGGCCGGCAGGUCACAGCCUGGAUUCAGGUGCCAGGGCCCAGGAGCAAGGUGCUCCCUGGGCUCGUGCUCCUCCGGACCUGUCUCCUCCCCCUCUUCAUGUUCUGCAACUAUCAGCCCCGCAGCCGCCUGCACACGGUGUUCUUCCGGUCUGACCUCUACCCGGUGCUCUUCACCUGCCUGCUGGGACUCAGCAACGGCUACCUCAGCACCCUGGCCCUCAUGUACGGGCCGAAGAUCGUGCCCCGCGAGCUGGCCGAGGCCACGGGGGUGGUGAUGUCCUUCUACCUGUGCUUGGGCCUGGUCCUGGGCUCGGCCUGCUCUGCCCUACUCGUGCACCUCAUCUAGAAGGGGGGUGAUGGCAAGAACCUCGGUGCCGUGCGACAGACACUUGCGAGCCCUGGUGAGAUGGGGAGCGAGUGCCGGGAGGGCUGGGGCAACGUGCAGAAGGGAGCUGCAGCUGGGCCGGGUGCAGAGCCGAGCACACCCGGGCCUCCCCUCUCCCCGGGGAGCAGGCAGCCGUGCCAAGCACACAUUCCACGUGCGAGAGCUCUCCUGAGACCUUUGAAGGAGACCAAAAGACAUCUGAAUGGGGCACAGUGACCACAGUUACUCAGGGGACAGUGGGCGUGCCUAUCACUUUUCUAGCUGCUGGUUACAUCCUACCUUGUUUUAUAGCCUCUUGAGACCUUCUUCACCAGUGUUGACUCCAAGCUGUUACAAGGCCAGUGCCAAAACCCAACCACAGGCCCUUUGCCUCUCCCGGUCUUGCUCCCUCCAGGGGACAGCGUGAUGUGACAGUUCCCAGCCCUCCCUCUCCAGGGGGUUCCCCUAGAAUGGAAAUCCCCUGGAGGGACACCUGGCGGCUCAGUCGGUUAAGCGUCGGACUCUCGAUUUCAGCUCAGGUCUUGAUCUCAGGGCCCUCUUGUGAGUUCAGGCCCCAAUUAGACUCCACACUGGGUGUGUGGAGCCUACUUAACCCCCGCCCCCCAAAAAAGGAAAUCCACUGGAAUGGCCAAUUGUCAGGCCCAAGACCCAAGGCUGUGUCAGACCCCUGCUUUCUGUUGUAAGAGAGUACCUGCCAACCAGACGGGGGACCCCAGAAAGACGGGCCUUCUAGGAAUCCUCCAUUCCCUAAACUUGGGCUCCAGAAGAUUCCCCUGUCCUAGAGACUGAGGGGGUCAGGCCUGGGUGUUCAGACAGGGAUCCUCGAAGUGGUCUAUGGCUUGUGCCAGGGUGGAAGUCUUUUCAUGUCCAUGUUUACAAUAUGUCAAGCACAUUGGUUCCAGGGCGUAAUGAAUACCUGGAUAUUUAAUGAGAGCCUGAUUGGUGGCUGGAUUAGUCAGGGUCUUGGCAGGAAAUGGCAUACUCCAAUUGGAUAAUAUGAGGAUAUUUGAAGACAGGGUGUAGGAAUCCUAUGGGGUUGUGCUUUAUAUUCCCAGAAAUAGUAAGGCCCUUCUACCCCUAACCAGGGCUAGGGGCAGGGGGCAUCUCCAGCCUGCUGUGACCCACAGGAGGUAGACCCCCUUCAUCCUUCCCUCCCUCCCAUCUCCUCGAAGCCCCUGUGGACUGAACCACAGCCAAGGAGCAGGCAGAGAGGUGGAGCCGAGACUUGGAGGGGCAGCAGGUGUCCCGAAAGGGGCCACCAGCCUCCCGGUCCCAUAUGCACAUUAGGAUAGCUCUGAAGCUUUGACCAGCAGUACCGGGUGGUGUUCUGUCCUGGUUUGUCCUGGAUUAGCUGUGUAUUUUGAAGCUGAUGUUGCAGCAGGCAACCCUCAGAUUGUGUGCUCCCCCCAACAAUGGUCUGACAUGA